AUGUGCCAACAAUGGUUCUGCGUCUACGCCUGCGGGCACAAAGGUUUCUACCGCUACGACCCCUGUCCGGACUUCGGCACCAAGUGCUACGGCGCCGGCGGCGAGCAAAGCCUCUUCAGCGUGACCGAAACUUGCGACGAUUGCCAGUCGAGGGCCACGGAGCCGAACCCCGAGGGCAGGAAAGAUGAUCCGUAUCUCAAGGAGAAGAAGUACGUGCCUUGGAUUGUUAAUGAUUCGGCGGGUGGGAGUCCUGGGCAGGGGAAGUAA
Molecule: messenger RNA, 267 nt
Organism: Sordaria macrospora k-hell
Lineage: Eukaryota; Fungi; Ascomycota; Sordariomycetes; Sordariales; Sordariaceae
Source: RefSeq, a predicted model, not a curated record